This is a messenger RNA of Humulus lupulus (European hop), 510 nucleotides long. RefSeq lists its product as uncharacterized. NCBI's taxonomy places the organism in Eukaryota, Viridiplantae, Streptophyta, Magnoliopsida, Rosales, Cannabaceae. The coding region runs from base 1 to 510 and encodes 169 amino acids. The transcript has a single exon. The record is from RefSeq and is a predicted model, not a curated record.
AUGUAUGAAAGGUUUCAAAAACAGCAUCCUCCUAAAUUUGAUGGGAGUACUGACCCUACUAUUGUUGAAGAUUGGAUGUGUAGAAUGAGGUCGAUUAUGAAUUUCAUGAGAGUAACAGGAAAUGACAGAGUGGUAUGUGCUACCCAUAUUUUUAGAAAGGAUGCCAGAAUAUGGUGGGAAGUGAUUGAGCAGACUAUAGAGGUUAACUUAAUGACUUGGAAAGACUUUUGUGAGGUCUUCAACAAUAAGUUUUACAAUGAAGCAGUACGAGCAACUAAGAUCGAUGAGUUUACGGUGUUGUCGCAAGGCAACAUGACCGUUGCGGAAUAUGCCCAAAAAUUUGACAGGUUGGCCAAAUUUGCUGCAGAUCUAAUUCUGACAAAUAGAGUCAGAAAAUAUCGAUUUGUUCGAGGAUUAAAACUAAUGAUAACACGAGAUAUAGAGAUGGUCUCUACUGGGGGGAUUGUUACCUAUGCUCAAGCUCUUGACCAAGCACUUAUUGCAGAAUGA